AUGGCGUGCCGGGGCUUCUUCGAGUGCGUUCUCAAGCUGCUCAACCUCGUCGUCAUGGCGGUCGGGCUGGCGAUGGUGGGCUACGGCGCCUACCUGCUCGUGAUGUGGCUGCAGGUCGCGCCGCUCCCGCCGCCCGCGCCGCCGUCGCCGUCGCCGGCGGCCGUGCCGCCCGGCGGCGGCGAGCUCGUACGGCUCGGGAGGCCCCUGCUGCUCUUUGUCGAUGCGUCCCUGUCGGAUGGGACCGCCGAGAGGCUCUCCAGUGCCUGGUUUAUUUUUGCGUUCAUUGGUGUCGGCGCUAUACUCUUUAUCACAUCGAUCUUUGGUUGUGCUGGAGCUAGAAAUGGAUGCUGCUUGUCAAUUUACUCAUUCCUCAUUAUUUUGUUCAUACUGGUCGAACUUGGUGCAGGAGGCUUCAUUUUCUUCAACCAUAGUUGGAAAGAGGUCAUCCCAGUUGACAAAACAGGAAACUUUGACAUGAUGUACAGCUUUUUGAAAGAGAAUUGGAGAAUUGCAAAAUGGGUUGCACUUGGAGCUGUUAUAUUUGAGGCAUUGUUGUUCACUGUAGCUAUCAUAGUACAGUCGGGCAAUCAAGCUGAUUAUGACAGUGACGAUGAGUACAUCGGCGCAAGGUCUGGAAUACGGCAGCCAUUGGUGAAUCAGCAAGCUACUACUGCUGAUCCUAGGGUGCCCAAUCUCGACUACCGCCCAAUCCGGAAUGACGCGUGGAGCCAAAGAAUGAGAGAAAAGUAUGGUGUGGAUAGCUUUGAUCCAAACAGGUUUCAACCGGCCACGAUAUCUCCUGCAGAACAAAGAAACCGAUGCACGAUUCUCUGA
Miscanthus lutarioriparius is the source of this 834-nucleotide messenger RNA. NCBI's taxonomy places the organism in Eukaryota, Viridiplantae, Streptophyta, Magnoliopsida, Poales, Poaceae. The record is from the annotation of a GenBank genome assembly.